AUGAGCGCACAGCUUCGCGCUGCCGGGGCUCUGGGCCCCGUCGCCCGGCGUGUUACUCUCCGAGCUAUUCGCCCAUACCAUAGCCAGCUCCCUACCGGCGGCCUUCAACGAACCGAGCAUGCCUCGCGAGCAUUGAGGCGCUCGAUGCGCUUCCCCGCCAACUCCUACCAUAACGCCGUCAUCGUUCGGAAUGCCUCCUUUAUCCGCCUUCUCCCCAAGUUAGCCCUCAAGUUUGCGCGCAUCCCUGCAUUGUUCGGCACCGUGAUGAUUGGAGGUGUCGCAUGGAUCCAGUACCAGGCCAUCCAGGUGAGCAACUCGGCCCAAGAAGUCUUUGGCAACGUCAAAAAUACCGUCACCACAACCGCCUCCGGUCUAUGGGGCAGCGCCGUCGAUAUUGCCGAACAGACCAAGCGAGGUUGGGACAACACAAAGGAAGAACUCGAGCUGCCUGAAUGGCUAGGGAACCUUUUCAAAUCAGAAGGCGGACAGGAAGGUGGCAACAACAAUGGUUCUGGGCCUGGAGGACCCGAGCCCCCUAAGAAAGCAAGGAUGGGCGCCGCCGUUGGUGCUUCAGCAGCUGCUUAUGGUUACGAUGAUGCGGCCGAGGAGGACGACCGGACUCCUGAGGAGAUCUCCAAAGACGAUCAGAUGAUGUACAUGACCAAGAUGAUGAUCGAGAUUCGAAACCUACUCCAGAAGGUUGGCCAGUCGAGCACCGUCACCCUGCCCUCCAUCGUUGUCAUCGGUUCUCAAUCGUCAGGAAAGAGCUCCGUUCUCGAAGCUAUUGUCGGUCAUGAGUUCCUGCCCAAGGGCAACAACAUGAUCACUCGCCGACCGAUCGAGUUAACGCUGGUGAACGACCCCAAGGUCAGCGCCGAUUACGCUGAAUUUCCGGACCUCGGCCUUCACAGAAUUACCGACUUCUCCCUGGUCCAAAAGAACCUUACCGAGCUUAACCAGUCCGUCCCCGAACACCAGUGUGUCUCGGACGACCCAAUCCGUCUUACCAUCCACUCGCCCCGAGUUCCGGACCUGUCUUUGAUCGAUCUGCCCGGGUACAUCCAGGUUGCUGGAGAGAACCAACCCCGGGAGCUCAAGCGCAAGAUUUCGGAACUUUGCGACAAGUAUAUCCGAGGACCCAACAUCAUUCUCGCCAUUUCUGCUGCCGAUGUCGAUCUGGCCAACUCGACCGCCUUGCAGGCAAGCCGUAGGGUUGACCCAAGGGGAGAGCGGACGAUUGGUGUCAUUACCAAGAUGGAUUUGGUUGAUCCGGAAAAGGGUGCUGCAAUUCUGAGCGACAAGCAAUAUCCUCUACGCCUGGGUUACGUUGGUGUGAUUUCCAGAGCUCCUCAGCAAACAGGACUGUUCAAACGGGAUACCGGUGCUCUCCUGAGACAGAUCAGUAAAAACGAAAAGUCUUACUUCAGCACUCAUCCCGAAUUCGGCCCAGACUCUGGUGUCAACCUCGGCACCGUAACACUACGCAAGAAGCUCAUGCAUGUCUUAGAACAGCAGAUGUCAUCGAAGCUACAGGAUACAACAGCGGCCAUUCAACGCGAACUCGAAGAGACUUCCUACCAGUUUAAGGUUCAGUACAAUGAGGAGCCCAUGACCGCAGAGGCCUAUCUCGCCGCGAGUCUAGACGAUUUCAAGCACGCCUUCAAGAGGUUUGCUUCCAGCUUUGGCCGUCCCCAGAUGCAGCAAUUGCUGAAGGAAGCCCUCGAUCAGCGGGUUCUCGAUCAGUUGGCAGCCAAGUAUUGGAACAAGCCUAUCGAGGAUCUCUCCCCUGCUCCGUUUGAGCCGGAGAACAUUGCCGACCUUCCCAAGGCCGACCCUAACUCGCAGUUUUGGCAUAUGCAGCUCGAUACCGCCACUUCGGCAUUGACCAGGCUGGGUGUCGGUCGUUUGGCCGCUACCGUUGUCGCCAACGCCAUCCAGGCCAACGUGGACAAGCUCGUCAACAAGUCGACCUUCGCCAAGCACCCCUCUGCGCGCCAGGUCAUCAACGAAGCUGCGGCCACCGUCCUCGCCGAUCGCUCAUACACCACCAGCGACGGUAUCGAGUUCUCUCUCAAGCCUUACAAGUACGAAGUCGAUAUCCAGCCACAGGAAUGGUCGCAAGGACGGGAUCACGUUGCCGGUGUCCUGAAGAUGGAACUGGACCAGUGCCAGAGAGCCAUGGGUAACCUGGAGAACUCCGUCGGAGGCAAGAGGAAGCUGAAGGAGGUCAUGAACUUUGUCGAUAAGGCCCGCAAGUGUGAGAUUGUCGUCGAGGGAGAGACCAGGAACGGCGCCGGUGGAUUCAGCGCUGCUUUGCUCCAGAAGGGCCGCGAAGCCGUCUUCCUCCGCGACCGCGCCGACAUCAUCAACAUGCGCAUCAUGGCCGUCAAGUCGCGCCAGUGCAAGUCGCUCGAGAACAAAUACUACUGCCCCGAGGUCUUCCUCGACGCCGUCGCCACCAAGCUCACCCAGACGUCGGUGCUAUUCCUCAACGUCGAGAUGCUCAACGACUUUUACGCCCGCUUCCCGCGCGAGGUCGAGUCCAAGCUGGGCGAGCAGAUGCUCGGCGGUGGGCUCGAGCGCUUCGCUUCCGAGGACCCCCGCAUCCGGAGACACCUGGAUCUGAUCCGCCGCAAGGAGCUCCUCGAGCUCGUGCUGUCCAAGAUUGAGGGGCUCAGGAGGUUUAACAGGAGCGAUGAUGAUGUUGAUUCUCAUAACUAUCAUGGGCAUGGGCAUAGGGCUUAUAACGGGAACUUGGGUAAGAAGAACUCGUCGAGAGAGGGGUCGGGGUCUUCGAGGGGGAGGUUUGGGUUUUAA
Molecule: messenger RNA, 2817 nt
Organism: Sordaria macrospora k-hell
Lineage: Eukaryota; Fungi; Ascomycota; Sordariomycetes; Sordariales; Sordariaceae
Cellular component (GO): cytoplasm; membrane; microtubule
Molecular function (GO): microtubule binding; GTPase activity; GTP binding
Source: RefSeq, a predicted model, not a curated record